This is a messenger RNA of Anopheles stephensi (Asian malaria mosquito), 2094 nucleotides long. Its product is annotated as cytochrome P450 4c3-like. Lineage: Eukaryota; Metazoa; Arthropoda; Insecta; Diptera; Culicidae. The transcript has 4 exons. The record is from RefSeq and is a predicted model, not a curated record. The coding region runs from base 69 to 1589 and encodes 506 amino acids. Gene Ontology annotation, molecular function: iron ion binding; monooxygenase activity; heme binding.
UUGUGAACGUUUGGAGUCUUCAGUUGAUAAGUGGAUACGGCGCGAGUAAGCGGUACGUUACGUUAAGCAUGUUUUGGCUAGUCACGCUACUGGUCGGGUACUUGGGUUAUCUGCUGCUCAGGUACCAUCGACAGCGAGCGAAGCUGCUCGCUAUACGGGCCAAGUUUGGUGGGCCCGAGUCGGACUACUUUCUGGGCACGUUUAAAAUGUUUAAAAACAAAAGCAUUCCAGAUAUCUUCGACAUUGUGAUAGGACUUCACAAACGCUACGGACAAGAUCUGGCGAUUAUUGGUGCGUUCAAUGAUCUGGUGCUGGAUCUUUCCAGCUCGAAGAACGUGGAGAAGAUUCUGUUGGCGAAAACCACCAGGAAGUCGUUCGUGUACGAUUAUCUGGAACCGUGGCUGGGCACAGGGUUGCUGAUCUCGUUCGGUGAGAAGUGGUUCCAGCGGCGCAAGAUUAUAACACCGGCGUUCCAUUUCAAGAUACUGGAUCAGUUUAUGGAUGUGUUUAACGAGGAAGCGGACGUGUUGGUGUCAAAGUUGGAGAAACACGAUGGCAAGGGAGAGUUUGACAUUUACGACUACGUUACGCUGUACGCGCUGGAUAGUAUUUGUGCAACAUCAAUGGGAGUUCGCAUCCAUGCUCAGGAUGAUCCGAACAACGAGUACGCUCAGGCCGUGAAGCAGAUGAGCGUCUUCUUCCUGCGUCGCGUAUUCAGCCUGUUGCGUCAGUUCCCCUCACUGUUCUUCCUGUACCCGUUCGCCCGAGAGCAGGGACGGGUGAUCAAGAAGUUGCAUAACUUCACCAACAACGUCAUCGAAAGUAGACGAUCACAGCUCGAGCAGGAACAGCGUCUCGGAAACGUAGAGUUCGACGUGAAUGAAGACGAUCUUUACUCGAAGCGUCGGAACACUUUCCUCGAUCAGCUGCUGAAGGUGUCGAUCGAUGGUAAACCGCUCAGCACGGCUGACAUUCGCGAGGAGGUGGAUACGUUCAUGUUCGAGGGACACGAUACGACAACGUCAGGCAUUUCGUUCACCAUCCUUCAUCUCGCCAAGCACCAGGAUGUGCAGCAGAGACUGUACGAAGAAAUUGACCGAAUGUUGGGAGAUGAUAAGCGGAAAGCUCCACUGUCGAAUGCAAUGCUGCAAGACUUCAAGUAUCUCGAUAUGGUGAUAAAGGAAUCGCUGAGGCUCGUUCCACCGGUGCCAAUCAUUGGACGGAAGCUGUUGGAGGACAUGGAGAUCAACGGCACCAUCAUCCCGGCGGGCACAUCGAUUUCAAUCAAAAUCUUCAACAUCCACCGCAACCCGGUCAUCUUUCCCGAUCCGGAGCGGUUCGAUCCGGAACGGUUUUCGGAAGCGAACGAAAUCAAGCGCGGCCCGUACGACUACAUCCCGUUCAGUGCCGGGUCAAGAAACUGUAUUGGACAGCGGUACGCACUGCUGGAGAUGAAGGUAACGAUCGUGAAGCUGCUGGCGAGCUACCGGAUCUUGCCGGGCGAGUCGGUCGGGCGUAUCCGGUACAAGACGGACCUGGUGAUACGGCCGACCGAGGGCAUCCCGGUGAAGCUGGUGAAACGUGCGUGAUUGACGUGUUGAAGUGAUGGAGUACCGUGUUGGUUAGUGAGUGUGUGUGUGUGUGUGGUUGAAAUGUACUUAGAGAGGAGAAGCUUUGGUUCGAACCAGAAAAAAGAUUUCCGGACAGCAGAAAAAAUAGGUGAUAAUUAAUUAGAUGCUUUGUUUUUCAUGUGUAGGUUGUACAAUACUAAGAGAGACCUUUGUUUAGAUAAAAUAAAAUAAAUAGAUGAGGACUCCUUAAAGUUGAGUGAUUUUAUUAUCAUACUUCCAUCUUUGCUUUCAUUUUCUGCGAAUUGCAUAUGAAUAGGCGUAUUUGAGACAGGUAAAUUUGAGAGAGCUUAAAAAAGCGAGCCUGAAAGUAUGCAAUCUGCAACACCAAAUGCUUCUCCCACGACUAAUAGUAACAAACAAACGCUUAAAUGCAUGCUUUUGCGGAGCAUUUGAGCGAAUAUUCAACGGAAAUGAAUAGAGAAGUUAGAAAUAAUCAAUAAAAUCGUGCAAUAUUUACACAACG